Molecule: messenger RNA, 5963 nt
Organism: Aedes albopictus (Asian tiger mosquito)
Lineage: Eukaryota; Metazoa; Arthropoda; Insecta; Diptera; Culicidae
Product: zinc finger protein 236-like
Exons: 10
Coding region: 113-5926 (1937 amino acids)
Biological process (GO): regulation of transcription by RNA polymerase II
Cellular component (GO): chromosome
Molecular function (GO): chromatin insulator sequence binding
Source: RefSeq, a predicted model, not a curated record
AUUAUAAAGAAAUAUAAACUAAAAUAAAUUCAUGCACCUAUCCAUUCUAUUCUAGUUAAAAUUUGGAAAACGAAACCAUCAAUGCAAAUUAUGCAACGUUUCCUUCACGCGUAUGCAUCUCCUUCGGAAUCAUUUGAACAACGAACAUCAACAGGGUCAGAACCCCGACACCUCCCAGCCCAUUGACCAAGAUCAACAAGACUCCAACCAUGAGUGCAAGAUCUGUUCGGCUGUGUUCAAAUUGGAAAGUGCUCUUAAGAAGCACCUUAACAAGCAUGCCAACCCCGGCAAGAAGUCACAUCCCUGCACCAUGUGCGAGACCACUUUUACCAGUCGCGAAGGUCGGAGGGUACACAUGAUCCUGAAGCACAACGCCGGCAAGACCUACAAGUGCGAGCAGUGCCCUAUGAUUUUUGCCCGGAUGGGGAAUCUUCGGCUUCACAUGACUACUCACGGUGUUCGUCCGCACGUCUGUAGCAUCUGUGGGCAAUCGUUCGCACGAAUCGACAGUUUGAAGAACCACGAAGAAGCGUGCGCCGAAGGAAAGCGAGGUCUGUUCUGCGAAGUGUGCGGGCAACGCUUCCGGAAGCAAGACCUGCUGGACAAACAUUUGGAACAGGGUCAUCCGGAUAAGGAGUUCCAGUGCAGCCAUUGUGGGCAGGGAUUCGAAACCAAACGGGCACUGAGUCACCACGUGCGGGUUCACGAGGGAACGUUUCGAUGCGAGCACUGUCCGAGGCAGUUUGUGACGGAGAGAGCGCUGAACAAUCACAAGAAGAGCCGGCAUUGGGAUAUUUUAGGCAUUGAACGUGUGGUUGGGAAGCAAGGUCGGCGCAAGGAUGCCCAGCCUAGGCAACCGAAGGAACGAGUGAGGAGGAACAAGUACUGUCCGUUUCUGGGACUGGAACAUUUGGCUGAGAUGGCGGCGAAAAAAGCGGACGGCGAGAAACGGGGUGAAGGAGCUGGGAGUGAAGAUGCUGCAGGAGCGGAUAGCGAAGAUUCGCUUGAUGUAAAAAGUAAGAGGGGAGAUUCUACCAGUGGUGCUGAAAUUGAGAAUGGCAGCGUGUUAGGCGCUGUAGAAGAAACUGAACACGUCGUUGAAGAGGUAUUUCCAAACAUUGAAGAAGAUGCUAUGAGCAGGGCACAAAAUUUAGAGUCUGAAGUAUUUUUUAAAAAGACUGAACUAGCUAAGUCGACUUGCAACUCUUAUACAAAGGAGCGUGUGACACCACAAGAAGCCGAACUCUCCGAUGUCGACGAUGCUGGCCCUCUCAACGAAGAAAAUGACACUAGCGAAAAUCACUCUAAUGCAAGCGAUGAGCAAAUCCAUUCCUACCAUGACCGAAACCAAACUAGCUCUUCUGAAUCGGACGAAUUGGAAACCCCAAAACAUCGAACAAAGCGUAAGUCUCGUCGGAAACGGGACUCAGUCGAAGAUAAAUCAACCGCCAAGACGCCCUAUCCGAAGAAGUACAAAUGUGACGACUGCGGGAAAAGCUUCGCCCAUCGAACCUGGUGGGGUGCUCAUCGGGCCAAGGCGCACGGAGCGCACGAAGACUUCAAACCGUCCAAGUCCAAUCGGAUACACUUCUGCGACGAGUGUCCGAAAAGUUUCUGCGAUUGGCGCAACUUGAUCUACCACCUGGAGCACAUCCAUCGCAAGAAGAUCGAUGCGAUACAAACCGUCCGUUGCCAGUCGUGCAAGAAGAAUCUACUGAGUGAGAAAGACUUGAAGCUGCACACGUGUUUCGUUCGUCGGGGUUUCCUGAAUCGACCUCCGGAGUUCAAAUGCGAUCGGUGUAAUAAGGCAUAUGUCAGUAAGAAUGCCUUGGAGAGUCAUCGGACCGUCCAUGAGGAAUAUCACAACAUAAGCUGCGAGCUAUGUCAGAAACCUUUCGCCGACGAAAAGGAUUUGAGCUAUCAUAAGAAGCGGGUGCACGUGGACGCUAGCUUUGUGUGCGAGGUUUGUGGCAAGGCGUUCAAGGUGCAAAAUCAGUUGAAGACCCACAUCAACAUUCACCGCGAGACCAAGGCGUACCAGUGUGAGUAUUGUGGCCGGGCGUUCGCUCAACGGAACGGAAUGACCGCUCAUCUGAGGAUAGCACAUGCCGAGCAGCUGGGCGAGCAAGCCAUGGCCGAACGGGAAAUUACCUGUCCCAUCUGCGAGAAGAAAUUGAAAGGAAAAAUAUGCUACCGACUUCACAUGAAGACGCACACCAACGAACGGAUGUACGGUUGCUCCCACUGCGAUAAGCGAUUCGUCACCAAUCAGGACAAACUUCGUCACGAGCAGACCCACACCAAGGAGUACAAAUUCAAGUGCCGUUUCUGCGACAAAGGCUCGACCAGGCGCAAGCUAAUUCUCCUGCACGAAGCCAAGGAGCACAACGAGGUCAGCGGAGAACCAAUUGGGCCGCAGCACAAGUGUUCCUUUUGCGGACGGUGUUUCAGUUCGCCCUCGGCGGUGGCCAUUCACGAGUCGUUGCACAGCGAUGCGCUUCCGGUGGGGUGUGAGCUCUGUGACCGCCGAUUCAAGAAUGUGAAAUACAUGAAGUAUCACCUGAAAGCUCACCAUAAGCAGGCAACAACGAAACAAAAAGAAACGACAGGAUCAGAGUCUGCAGUUGACGCUGUGAAGGUGUCUGAAGGACAAGGGGCUCCCCAAGUAGUUGCAACGGAAGUAGAUGCAAAUAGUAAUGCGUGCAAUUAUACUCUGGUUUAUGCUGUGGAACAGACGUUCAGCACUUCCAACACCCCGGCUCCCUUAGUAUCCGUCCUGACAAUCUCGUCCAUCUCCCGGAAGUGUCCCGGAUUGAUCAAGCACGUCAACACCAGCUUGUCCCCUUCCCAGUCCUCGCCUUCCACCGGCGAACACAACUUGGUGACCUUUUCCUUCAAACGCUUCGCAUCCUUCCCCGGCAGGGUCACCUUCAGCCGCAUCUUGGCCCUCUCCAACGGGAUUGUCUCCUGCAGCAGUUUGAUCACUUCCAGCGCUUGCUGCUUGGCGUUGCGAUUCGUGCCGAACGCCAUGCCGCGAGGGCGACCGCGCAAAGCGAAGCCCGAAGAAGUAACACUGGUUCAACAAGCGAACCAUCAGGAGGGCGAAGUGAGGUCAAGCGAUCAAGUUCUUAUCAAGAAAAGCAAACAACGGGGCAGACCACGACAACCACGUCCACAGGUUCUACCACCGGAGGAGAAAUCGGACGAGAAAAACAUAAAGGAGGGAAAUGAGCAAUAUGAUGAGGAAGUAUUGGAUGAAUCUUCUCUUAAGGGCAAAGGCCGGAAGGAUGGACAGAAAUCCAGAAUCUCGUGUGAGUUCUGUGGGAAGGUUUUCAAGUUUCGCGCCACCCUGAAGCAGCACGAACAGAUUCACUACGGGAUCAAGGAGUUCGAGUGCGAAGUGUGUCAACGGCGGUUUCUCCACAAGGGAACGCUGAAGGUGCACCUUCGGAUGCAUACCGGUGAAAUGCCGUACAAGUGUCCCCACUGUUCGAAACAGUUCCGUGGUCAGACGGCACUGGAUUGUCACGUUUUUAGACAUACCAAGCAGGGGACCAAGUGUCCUCAGUGCUCGGCGAUUUUUGCAACGCCUUCGAUUGUGAAGCAGCACAUCCGGGAGGUUCACACGACGGAACGGGUCAAUACCUGCCAAAUAUGUGGCAUCACCUACAAACAUCUGAAAAGCCUGAGGUUGCACCUUCGGAAUCACCAGAAACGGGUCUGUCCGGAUUGUGGGAAAAUUUUCCACAGUGUCUAUGCCAUGAUGACGCAUCGGAAGAUCCACGCCCAGGAUCACUUUCAGUUUAAGUGCUCCUACUGUGACCGGAAGUUCGAGAAGGAAGAAGAGUUGGUUGCUCAUGGGAAACUUCGAGGACGGACCUAUCAGUGCGAGAUGUGCUGUCAUAGUUUUAACAAGGCGACCUACUUGCAGAACCACAGUCGGCGGAAUCACUGGAAGGAACUGGGAUUGGAACAGCUGAAAAUUGCGCCGCCGAAGAACGGCUGGAACCGGAAGGGGGUGCCAAAACCGAAAAAGAAGGAUACGGAGGAAGAUGGAUGCGAGGUGGCCUUGGAAUUGGGACCAGUGGAUGUGGCAUACAUUGUGGAUGUGCCACCUGUUCCAGAAGUGGGCCACAGUUACGAUGAACCCCAGUUGGAUGAUGCCUAUACAGUGUACAGUGUACCUCAGGAAGUACCACUUGUUAUUGUACCGUUCUAUCAAACGACAGAAGGGCAAUUAAAUAAUGUAGUCGAAGCCGAUUCACAACUAAUGGGGCCGACACAGCCUAAUGAUGAAACGGUUCAAUACGUUCGGUAUGAACCAGCUCAACAGGAGCAUCGUCUGGAGUCCGAUCACGAUUACGCUGGGGACGACUUCCACUAUGGGGACGAAUGCGUGAAAGACGACGAUGUACCUGUUGAAGGGGACACCGACGAACACGAGGAACUGAAAACGGAAAUAAAGAACGAACCGGAAGUGCUGCAGGACAAUCCAGUUGUUGAAGCAGUGCCAACCAAAGUGCCUCCAGAACCCGAUAAAGACCGUGAAGCUGAUGUUACCCUUCCUAAAAUGGAGGAAACUGAGCAGAAGGAAGAAAUCCAAGAGGUCAGUGUAAGCGCUGAUCUGGGUUCGGAUUCCGAUGAAGAUGAUAAACCAUUGUCGACAUGGCUGCGCAGAACUCCCGAAAAAGCGUUUACCAUCGGUGAUGAACAUACAACCUUAACCCAAGAGCCAAAUGUAAGAAAUAAUGGUGCAAAAGAUGCAGCCCAUCAUCUCAAUAACAAACCGAAAAAACCCGUGAUCGACGCCAAGAAGCCCGUGAAACAAAAACGGAAGUCCAAGAUGGACGGUGAUCUUCUCAAAAUUCGCGAAAUUCGAGAACUAUUUUGCCCAUUUUGCGGAGAAUCCUUCAAAAGUCGGUUUGCCCUCGGUAAUCACAAGAAGACUAUCCAUUCGGAUCUUGAACAACACAAGGGGCCCUUCAUCUGCGAGAUAUGCGGCAAGUCCUACGCCAACAUUGCUUCCCUGGUGUGCCAUCGAAAUCGACACGAGGAAUACCAGCGCUUCAAGUGCGACAAGUGCCCGAAAGCGUUCGCCUUCCGGUGCUACUUGGAGACACACAAGCGGGCUGAGCAUUUGCAUGAACGCCUCAUAUGUCCUCUCUGUGGUAAGCAGUUCAAGUACAGUCAGGAUCUGAAAGUUCACACCCGACAGCACGAGGACGAUAGACCGUUCAAGUGCGACCAGUGCCCAUCCGUGUUCCGGUAUCCGAGUGCCCUCCGGUCGCACAAGGCCUGGCACGAACAAACCGUCUUCACGUGUGACAUUUGCCAGAAAACCUUCAAGUACGCCAACAGUCUGCGGGUGCACAAGCGUCUCCACAGCGGAAUCAAGCAAUUCCGGUGCAAGAUAUGCGACCGGGAGUUCAACACCAAAGCGCCGCUGGUUCGACACCUGGCUACCCAUUCUGUGGAGCGGGAAGUCCGAUGCGUGGUGUGCGACAAAAUCUUCUACAAGAAAGUCGAUUUGGUGAUCCACCAGUCGAAGGAACACCCGAACGAUCCGACGAUUGGCAAAACGGUCAAGAUCCACCGGUGCGAAGUGUGCGGUCAGGAGUUUGCCAAAAAGAGCAACCUGAAAGCUCAUUCCUACAUCCAUGGAGAUGUGUACAAGUUCAAGUGUAAGCUCUGCGAGGAUCAGCAGUUCAAGCAGCAUGCCGGAUUGAGGCACCACUUGAUACACUUCCACAAGAUGGAUCUGUCGAAGAAGAAACCGGAAGGUGAAAGCGGAACGAAGGAGGUGGAGGAGAAGAAAGGGCCGCAAGUCGACCGACAGAGUUCCAUGGUAAAUGCAACACUGACGCCGGCCAUCAGCAUAAUCCACAAUGGGUUACAGUUUACGUUACAGCAGGUUCAAUGUGAGUAAAUGACUGAGCUUUGUUAUAUGAUAAAACUAUUUUUUU